Molecule: messenger RNA, 4506 nt
Organism: Salvelinus fontinalis (brook trout)
Lineage: Eukaryota; Metazoa; Chordata; Actinopteri; Salmoniformes; Salmonidae
Product: beta-galactosidase-1-like protein 2
Exons: 19
Coding region: 1098-2684 (528 amino acids)
Biological process (GO): carbohydrate metabolic process
Cellular component (GO): vacuole
Molecular function (GO): beta-galactosidase activity
Source: RefSeq, a predicted model, not a curated record
GGAUGAAUGCCACGACAAUGGGCCUCAGGAACUCAUCACAUUAUCUCUGUGCAUUCAAAUUGCCAUUUCUAAAAUGCAAUUGUGUUCUUUGUCUGUCGCUUAUGCCUGCCCAUACCAUAACCCCACUGCCACCAUGGGGCACUCUGUUCACAAUGUUGACAUCAGCAAACCGCUGGCCCACACAACGCCAUACACAGUCUUCCAUCUGCCCGGUACAGUGAAACUGGGUUUCAUUCGUGAAGAGCACACUUCUCCUGCAUGCCAGUGGCCAUCGAAGGAGAGCGUUUUCUCACUGAAGUCGGUUACGAUGCCAAACUGCAGUUAUUUUGGUGAGGACGACGAGCACACAGAUGAGCUUCCCUGAGACAGUUUCUAACAGUUUGCAGAAAUUCUUUGGUUGUGCAAACCUACAGUUUCAUCAACUGUCGGGGAGGCUGGACUCAGACGAUCCUGCAGGUGAAGAAGCCUAAUGUGGAAGUCCUGUGCUGGCGUGGUUACACGUGGUCUGCGGUUGUGAGGCUGGUUGGACGCACUGCCAAAUUCCCUAAAGCGAUGUUGGAGACGGCUCAUGGUAGAGAAAUUAACAUUCAAUUUUCUGGCAACCACUCUGGUGGACAUUCCUGCAGUCAGCAUGCCAAUUUACAAAUCCCUCAACUUGAAACAUCUGUGGCGUUGUCUUAUUUGACAAACUCCUCAUUUUAGAAUGUUCUUUUAUUGUUCCCAGCACAAGGUGCACCUGUGUAAUGAUCAUGCUGUUUAUGAGCUUUAAUAUGCCACACCUGUCAGGAGGAUAGAUUAUCUAGGUAAAGGAGAAAAUCUCACUAACAGGGAUGUAAACAUGUGUGCACAACAUUUUAGAGAAAUUCGCUUUUUGUGCAUAUGGAACAAUUCUGGGAUCUUUUUAUUUCAGCUCAUAAAAUAUGGGACCAACACUUUACGUGUUGCGUUUAUAUUUUUGUUCAGUAUACUAUAGCUUCAACACAAAACGAACAGCAGUGUUCUGAAACAACAAUGGUUUUCCUUGUUCAAAGCAUUCGAGGCCUUACUUCAUUGUUCUCCAUUCGUUGAAGCCGUCCGCGUGAGCUCUGCUUCAGUAGAUGGGUAUAAGCCAUACUGAAAAUUAUUUCAGCUUUAGACUUUGUGAAAAUCAACGUAGAAGCCUGCAGCCAGAGGUGAGGAGAAUGAGCCAGAAAGAGGGUCUGAGGGCCAACUCCUUUCAGUUCACUCUGGAGGGAGAGCCCUUUCGCAUCCUGGGGGGCUCUAUCCACUACUUCCGUGUCCCCAGAGCCUACUGGGAGGACCGGCUGCUGAAGAUGAGGGCCUGUGGGGUCAACACGCUCACCACAUAUGUGCCAUGGAACCUGCAUGAGCCAGAGAGAGGGGUUUUCAACUUCCAGGACCAGUUGGAUUUAAAGGCGUACAUCAGGCUAGCAGCAGAGUUGGGGCUCUGGGUGAUUCUGCGGCCAGGACCCUACAUCUGUGCUGAGUGGGACUUAGGAGGGCUCCCCAGCUGGCUGUUACGUGACAAAAACAUGAAGUUGAGGACAACCUACCCUGGCUUCACAGAAGCAGUGAACUCUUUCUUCGACAAACUCAUCCCAAUAAUUAAGCCUCUACAAUUUGAAGAGGGAGGCCCCAUCAUUGCAGUUCAAGUGGAGAAUGAGUAUGGCUCAUAUGCAAAGGAUGAACAAUACAUGCCUUUUAUAAAGGAGGCUCUACUAUCCAGAGGAACCAAUGUACUCCUGCUGACAUCAGACAACCGGGAGGGGCUCAAAUGUGGAGGAGUGGACGGAGUUCUCAAGACGGUAAACCUUCAAAGACUGGCCUACGGAACAAUACAAUAUUUAUCGUACAUGCAGCCCCAGAAACCUCUGCUUGUAAUGGAGUACUGGUCUGGGUGGUUCGAUGUCUGGAGUGAAUCUCACCACGUGUUUCCAGCAGAGGACAUGUUGGCUGUGGUGUCACAGAUACUGGAGCCAGGUGUAUCCAUCAACCUCUAUAUGUUCCAUGGUGGAACUAGCUUUGGCUUCAUGAAUGGAGCUGUGGCGAACCUUGGCACCUACAAACCUCAGGUCGGCAGCUACGAUUAUGAUGCUCCGUUAUCCGAGGCUGGAGAUUACACCACCAAGUAUCAGCUCUUGAGGAAUUUAUUCAGCCAGUUUCACAGUGAGAAGCUUCCUGAGGUUCCCUCUCUCCAGGCCAGGAGAGUGUAUGAGCCUGUCAUCAUUCAGCAGCAUCUGUCACUGUGGGAGAGCCUGCAGUUUACUGAGCCCUUGAAGUCAGAGGAGCCUGUCAACAUGGAGAACCUUCCGGUCAACAGUAAUAAUGGUCAGUCCUAUGGCUACACUCUAUAUGAGACCACCAUCAGCAGUGGAGGCCUUCUGAACUCCAGGAACAAUGUUAAAGACAGAGCCCUGGUGUUUGUGGACAGACACUUUGUUGGUGUCCUGGACUAUAAAUCGGUGGAGUUUGCACUGCCUGAUGGGAAGGGAGAGCGAACAUUGAGUUUACUUGUGGAGAACUGUGGAAGAGUGAAUUAUGGGAAAGCCCUAGAUGAUCAGCGUAAAGGUCUGGUGGGAGAUAUUGUAUUGAACCACGUGCCUCUGAAGGACUUUACAAUCUACUGUUUGGAUAUGAAGCCAAACUUCCUAAAGAGACUGAGUGCAGCAAGCCAGUGGAACUAAGUCCCCCAGAAGCCUUCCUUCCCAGGGUUCUUCCAGGGCAUGCUGUAUGUGGACGGCCAUCCCAGAGACACCUUCAUCAGACUGCCUGGCUGGAGUAAAGGAGUGGUCUUUAUCAACGGGCAGAAUCUUGGACGCCACUGGUCCAUCGGUCCCCAGAAAACUCUCUACCUCCCUGGACCUUGGCUUAAAAGUGGAAAUAAUCAGAUCAUUGUGUUCGAGGAACAGAAAGCUGAUGACAUUAGUAUUUGUUGAAAAUCCUGAUCAUGGAAAAACAAUUGAUGUAUACAAAUAUCCAUUUUGUGUUCUGCUUUGAAAUGAUCAAUAUUUUAAUAAAAUGACACAGCAAUUUCUUAUAACAUAGUAAUAACACGGUAAUACAAAAGCUAUGAUUACCUUAACACACUGUAUGUAAUGUUGUUAUUGUGUUAUGGGAUGGGUCUACCACUGAAUGUGAUGAUAGACAUGUAUUUUUAUGUAGUCUAGAGCACAGUCAUAAGGCAUGUUACAUAUACUACCGUUCAUAAGUUUGGGGUCACUUAGAAAUGUCCUUGUUUUUAAAAGAAAAGCAAAAAAAAUAAAAAAUCCAUUAAAAUAACAUCAAAUUGAUCAGAAAUGCAGUGUAGACAUUGUUAAUGUUGUAAAUGACUAUUGUAGCUGGAAACGGCAAAUUUUUAUGGAAUAUCUACAUAGGCGUACAGAGGCUCAUUAUCAGCAACCAUCACUCCUGUGUUCCAAUGACAUGUUGUGUUAGCUAAUCCAAGUUGAUCAUUAGAAAACCCCUUAGCAAUUAUGUUAGCACAGCUGAAAACUGUAGUCCUGAUUAAAGAGCAAUAAAACUGGCCUUCUUUAGACUAGUUGAGUAUCUGGAGCAGUAUCUGUGCCAUUGGAACACAGGAGUGAUGGUUGCUGAUAAUGGGCAUCUGUACGCCUAUGUAGAUAUUCCAUUACAAAUCGGCUGUUUCCAGCUACAAGAGUCAUUUACAACAUUAACAAUGUCUACACUGUAUUUCUGAUCAAUUUGAUGUUAUUUUAAUGGACAAAAAAUGUGCUUUUCUUUCAAAAACAAGGACAUUUCUAAGUGACCCCAAACUUAUGAACGGUAAAAGACAAGACAUUGAGUGGCGGAAUGUAGACUAUUACAACAAAGAAAAGUGAGAUGGAAGAGAUAAAGGACAACAAAGUUCAAAGGUAAAAUGCAGAUGUGUAAAACAUUCAAGUUUCAGUGCCUUACUCUAGUUGUCUGGAUAGGCAGUGUUAUUGUCCAUCUAAAAUGAAAUAUAGAUGAAAAACAAACCACUUGAUUUCACAUUUACAGUAUUUGUCUUGAGUACUGCUAGGCAUACUUUUGCUGUUAGGUUGACUAAAAAGUUAUUUCAUUGUAUUUAGAUGAACACAAUAUAGUUUGCAGCUCAUCUUGAAUGGUAAAGCUCAGGUUAUUAGUGCGUAAACAUUAGCCUACAAUAUUUUCAGAACUGGUCAUUUUAUUUUAUCAUAAGUUCUUUAUUAUAAAGUUAUUACAGAGAAGAACAAUCUGGCACGCCCCUUCGUGUAUUUUAUUUUAUUGGAUGAAUUGCUUGUAUAUCAUAGAUUUAAAAUCAUUCUUAUUACAGAUUAUUCAUUAUAUUGACCUCUGUUCAUCAUCUAUCCUGAUUUGCCUAGUCACUUUUACCCCUACCUACAUAUACACAGUGGCGACAUGUCAUUCAGGGCAGGUUAGGCUUGCCUGUUUUGCAUGUUAUUUUGGCAUUAGUACAUGUCAGUUUACAAACAAUGUAACAAAAAAUAUAUAUAAUUGAAUUAAUAAAGCCACAUACAAACAUGG